Molecule: messenger RNA, 780 nt
Organism: Ceraceosorus guamensis
Lineage: Eukaryota; Fungi; Basidiomycota; Exobasidiomycetes; Ceraceosorales; Ceraceosoraceae
Exons: 4
Coding region: 190-726 (178 amino acids)
Source: RefSeq, a predicted model, not a curated record
CCCACUCAGACUUCCCAAUUCGAGAAGUCUAACGCCCUCCCCACACCAUCAACCACUUUGAUUGCACCCGCGCCUCACCGCACCACUGCUGGUCUUUGCGAUCCCAGGAAACGGCGCUCAGCAGCGAGAAGCGUGCGACACUCGCUCCGACAUUUUGAACAUUAAGUAAAGGAAGUGAUCCUGUCAACAAUGACCAGACCUGUGCGCCAAUCCGUCAAGCGCGAAGCCUCGUCCGAUCUCGAGAGCGACGCAAAGAGCGUGAGCCAGAGUGAAGAAAUGGCUGCGGAUUUCGUUCCUGGCGAAGAUGUUUUGAAUGAGCCGGAUAGUCCCGACAAGAAGAGCAAAAAGGCAUCCUCGUCUGCUACUAGCACGCCCAAGGGCAAGAGCAAGGGUCAGAGCUCGUUGCCUGCUAGUCCCAGCAACAGCAAGACACCGGCUUCCGCAGCUGCUUUUGGAGACGAACACUGGGCAGCUCUAUCCUACGCAAUGCUGCGCAUCCUCAACGAAAAUUCGUCCAAGCUCAUCCAAUACUCUCCCGAGCUCAAGCCUUGGAUGCCGAAAGGUAGGAUCUUGGUCAAGAUGAGACAGAGCAUGGCGGGAGUUAGGGGGGGUUCAAUCGCGCUGGAACGUUAUUUGGCCGAGCAAAAGGGUGAGAAGAAGAUGGAUGGCGAGCAGAUGACUCCUCAGGCUACGCCUUCGAAGAAGCGAAGCAAGAUGGACGCUUGAGAAGGGCGCGCGAGCGGUGAAACGUGCCGAGAUUGGGGCGCACUUCCAUUUCCC